AUCGGGCGCACGAGGAGCCGCCGGUCGAGCGGCUCCGUCAGUCUCGCGAAGAUAUUCCGGGAGUCAACAGGUGCGGUAGGAGCCAGGGAGCCUCCGGAGUGAGCCCCUUUUUCCUCUUUCCACGUCGCUUUCGUUUCUCGUGCGUAAGAACCGGAGCGGUAGACCCCGCGUUUUCGCGCGACGUUUCUCAAUUCGCGACGACAACCGGUGACAGUCGCAUAUCAUGCAGUCCUGAAGAAAGUAAUCUUCGUUUUCCCCCCGCGGACCUCGUGCACCUUUUCACGCGCCGCCUCGUAAUUUUUUUAUUUAUCGCAGAGAUUGCUAGGAAAUUCAGGAAAUAUAGCAACGAUGACGAAACGCCAGAUUAUCUCCCUUCUGCUUCUCGUGGCUUUGACACUUGGCACAUGCUAUGGCGAAUUACCCAAACCAGGCUAUACCAGGACGAUGCUGAAGGUCUCUCGAAGUCUUCCGGGUGAAACGGAAGAGUUGAAAGUGCGAACGAGCGAAGGCAACGUGGCGACUUUAAUCAUCAAGCGACGAGACAAAUCGCCGUACAGCAAUGAUUCGAAGCCUAUACCGAAACCUGCUCGGGAAGAAUCGAAUUUUACCGUAGAAGAUAAUAGAGAUUUCUCGACAAAUGCAGGGAAUAAGUCGAUGCUCAACGACGAAAAGGACGAAGCCAAAAGGAAGGACGAGGUUCGGAAACUCGAGGAAGCUCAAGUAGAACAGAUCAGGGCGGCGGUCUCCAAAUCUUCGGAGCCAAAAAAUGAAAGACCGGACGUCGAUCGGAUCGACAGGAGACCGGCAUUUGAGAGAGGUCAACCUAUUAAUGUGGUCGAUUAUGGUAAUUGGACGCCGUUGGACGCAGACGGGAGGGCCUUGAGGCAGGAGGAGCCGGAGGAAGAGGAGGAGUAUCGAAAUUGGAAACCGCUGCACACAAACUUGGAGUCUACCGUCGAGGAGAGGACAAACUACGACGGGCUAGGCGAGGCCGGCUUCGGCGGCCUCCUGUUUGCCAGGAACUUCCAGGACCGAGCCCAGAGAAAGCUCCAGCUUAACGAUCAAACUGUUGCGAACGAUGAGUUUCAUUACAUGUACAUACCUCAUAUAACGUCCACGAGGACAAACAUUGGUGCCAACCUGUUGAAAAACCGAGAUGGCAAGACCGUACCCCCGGAGGUGAUUGUUCGUUCGGAGAUCAAUGUGAAGACCGCGCCGAAGAGAUCGCCCAUGUCGUUGGAUAGCGACGGCACGCCGGUAAUUCACGGUACGAGAGUGCCCGACGAGCCUAUCGACAAGGUGCAGACCUGGCGAAACGCUCGAGUUAUCAAUAACAAGCUGAUCACUCCCGAAGGCAGUCUGGCGGUUGCCGCGGAUCCUCCAGUUGAGCCUUUCGGCGAUAACGCAGAGAGGCAGAAAUUCGAGAAGUUCUUUAACGACGUUAAUCGAAGAUACGGUCGCAAUUACGACGAGGAAGCCCGCAACGUGUACUUCGAGUGGGAUCCGCGGAAUUACAAAAAUGAAGCGUUGAAGGCCGAGGUGUACGAGCCACGUAACGACAACUACCGCGCGAGCGUCCACAAGAGGAUGCUGCAUCCGGACGGCAUCACGAGCUAUCCGAUUUCUCAACGUUAUACCACCGAGAGUCAGACCAUUGCGCCGGUGGCGUUGAAGGCCGGCGCCCGCGCGCCGGUUCUCCAGUACGCCCAUCCAGAGCUGGGCGUGCAACCAGCCAAGAUCCUGAAGAACGAGAAACGCCGGCCGGACAAUUUCCCGGAAAAUCAGCACUCGUUCACCGAGCAACGUCACAAGAAGAAGUACGUGCUGAACAAUAAGAACAUCGUGGACAGCUACACCACGAAGAACUACUAUCCGAAUCAGCACUUUUACGGUUUGAAGCGACCGUACGAGCCGCCUUUCUGGGUGAAAAUUUCCGAAAAUCUGAAGAACCAGUUCUCCACCGGAGUCGAGAGGAUGUCGCAGUUUACCAGGCCGGUGAUUGACCCUCUGGUAGAGGCCACUCACAAGAUCUCGCAGAAUCUCGGUCUGUCCAAGGGCAAGGAGGCUCAGGACAAGAUCGGCACGGUGGCGUCAGGCACUAGUAUCCUGAUACCGGCCCUAGGCCUCGUCGCAUCGGGCGCCGCACUUGGUAUAGGCGCAGUGGCGGUCGGACGGUAUCUCGAUGUCGACGUCUUGAAACGGUCAAAGGUGGACGACAUCGAUUUAGAGCACAAGCGUGCUUUGGAAGCCGGAGCGUACUUAGGAACGAUCGACGACGAGAGUUUAAGAUCGAACGAAGCGGCACCGCAGACCUUGUACAUUCUGCAAAACGUCCCUCGGGACGAAAUGAAGGCGGGAAACGAAGGCGCGGAAAGCGACGGGGUCUUCUUGGUCCUGGAAGAGGACAAGCGGAACGCCGAGGGGAUUGAAAAUCGGGAAAGUAAACAGAUGGUGGACGAAGCUGAUUAUGUGGAAACCCACAGACGUAAAAGGAGAAGUCUCGACUAUCUAGACGUCUUCAAGACGGAUGCCGACAUGAAAAAUCUGGUACGCAGCGAGAGCUUCCAGAGGAAAGGGGCCGACUCCAUCAGCGAGAUCGUGGAGAUUGAUCUACCCACUGGCUCAGGUCGCGUCGACAUCACCGAGUUCCUGAUUCCGAAGAAGAACAAGGAGAAGCACUUGAGUGAAAAUGCUAUUCUAAUAGUCGAGGACAGCUUGAAGAUCCCAUCGGAAAAUCUGCAAGUGAACAUGUUGAAUCAGAACGGAUUGAAAAACGCCGCGAAAAUGAUUGGAGACGCCGAGGACAGUUCGCGGGACGCGAUUUCGAUAAAUGAAGAUGGAAGAAAUCGAGGAGCCGACGGUGCAUUUUUGGUGUUGGACAGAUCGCAAGUUCUCGAGAGUAAUCUCGAGAAGAAGACAGCAAACAGGAGACAAAAGCGGAGCGUCGACAGUGACCAGGAGCUUUUGGAUACGUUGCAGAAUCUGGAGAACGCGGAAGUGGCGGAAGUUGCUCAUAUACAGGGCGAUUGGACAAACACGCCCUGCGCAAAGAGGAUAUUUUGCGACACGAUGCUCCAGAAAGGUUCCGAUGCCUCGGUGCUCAUGGAGAAAAAGAUGGCAGCGUUACUGAGACUAAUUCAACCUGGAGCGGCCGUACAGGUGUCCAGUCACUUCGAAGAAGUCAUGGACGCUGUCAGGAGACACGAUUGUUCCAACUUCCUGUGCCCACAGGCAAGACCCGGCAACGUCUUCCUUUAGACACGCCUGUAGUUCUCAAAUUGCGCCAUCGACUCUACAAGCUGGCACUUCUAACUCUCAUUUAGUUCUGCUAAAAAAAAAUUAUUCUACUCUUAACGUUCCGUUGCGUUUGCAUCCUGGAAAGUUAGCUAGUUAAAUCCUGUUUCUUUUUUCACGGAGCGCAGAAACUACUUCUGUCCAGACGUUUUCAUUAGGGGACAAGUAGUUUGAUUAUCAACGGGAAAAUAUUUCCGUAUAAAAAGACAAGUUCAUCAGCACGGAACGUUUUUCUUUUUUUACAUAAAAUUGGUAUAUUCAUACAUGUCGAUGCAUAGAAAUGCUAAUAAUAAAUAAAGACGUUCGUCCAAGGCUUGCCGAACAUACUAAAUUCACAUGAUAUUUGAACGUAUACUUUUCGACUAGUGGAAAUUUGCGACUCGCGUGAUUGUGAGAGAGAUUAGUUGUACUUAAAAUCUUCAGCGUGAUCUUCAAGAAAAUAUUUCAUUAAUUUGCAAUGAGCUUGCAAUUAAACAUGAUUUCGUCAAAUACGCGCUGAGUCAGAACCGAGCCAAAACUGUAUAUACUUGCCAUCGAGGCGAUUUUAUUUAAUGUGCACUAAUAUUUGUAGUUUAGAUAAUUAAGUAGAAUUUAAGAGAGAAGAUGGAAGCUCGGCGAUAAGUGAAUUGCAUUUUCUGCAAUCCCCGAAUGUUCACCGUCUUGUGGUAUUUCCUAAUUCUUUGGUGAACGGACUUUCGUCUGCUGCUUCAUCUCGUCUCAUUUCUGACCUCCGCAUUCCGUCUGAAUAUAAAUUAUGAGUGAAAUGUAAUUCAUUCCGACGCACUGAGAGAUCAGGAAUGAUCGUAACGUUAUUAAAUAUUACUAAUUCCGAAGAAGCAACGUCGCCAGCCGUCACGCGAACAUAUGUAUUUAUUACUGUCCUUACAACGAAUAAAUGACAUUUUCUACAACACAUCCGACGUUUGAGCCUAAUUCAUUCUUACUUCAGUGACAUCUCUUUGCGGAUUUCGAACAACCGUUGGAAAUUAAGCGUUCGAUGUUAGUAAACGAUAGUCCCCGUCGGGCAAGCAACUUGCUUAUAGUCGAAAAGCAAGUGCUGCACUCACGGCAUUUCAUCCAGCGUAUGGUGAUUACGUACUGGUCAUGAUACUAUAUUGAUUGUUAUCCGAAAGGGUUGGCAGAAGUACUCACAGAUGGUAGCGGCUCGAUGCAUCGUGUACUGAGCAAGCGCACAAUCAGUCGGUUUGGUAUAAUCACGAAGAACGAUUCAGUUAAACGGUAAUUUUUGCUUCGUGAACUGCAAUGAACGUAAACGAAGGUAGAAUGUAUUUAAAAAAAAAAUAGUAGAAAGUUCGCAAUACGAUAUUCUACUAAAAUAAUAAAUAAGUGCGUCGUGUGAAAUAGUUACGUAUUACAGUAUCACGUAAAAUUUAUACGCUAAAUUACUCAUGUGUUAAUAAAAACUC
This is a messenger RNA of Vollenhovia emeryi, 4721 nucleotides long. RefSeq lists its product as uncharacterized. Bases 349 to 3258 code for a protein of 969 amino acids. NCBI's taxonomy places the organism in Eukaryota, Metazoa, Arthropoda, Insecta, Hymenoptera, Formicidae. The record is from RefSeq and is a predicted model, not a curated record. The transcript is spliced from 4 exons.